Messenger RNA from Protopolystoma xenopodis, 266 nucleotides. Lineage: Eukaryota; Metazoa; Platyhelminthes; Monogenea; Polystomatidea; Polystomatidae. The record is from the annotation of a GenBank genome assembly.
GUAUCAAUGUUCCACGUAGUCGUUUCUUGCCUGUUAAAACGACAUCUGACUUGUUGCUUGUCAUGUCAAAUCUCUAUGACCUUAACGCCGGUUCUCUGACAAUGUCUCAUCUCCGCAGCUUUCCCUCAGUUCCUCUUGUGAAGAUAGGACAGCAUUUCCGAAAAGUCAAGGACUUUUUGAUGCGCAUCCCAAGUAUACCAGAUUUACUUGAACUCGACCACCUUACCGUAUCCGGUGAUGUAUGGUUCGGAAAGGACAUGUCUUUG